AUGGGCGCUUUUAUUAGAACAACUGAGGAAAAUUUAUUUAUCUCUGAUUCCCAGAGUCUCAGUGAAAAUGAUGAGUUUGAGGAUGUUCCAUAUUGCGAUAGUUCUAUAAAGUCUCAUUCUGCCAAACUCGUGAAACAAGACAUUUCAAAGUACAAUCAUUCGUUAAAACAGCAUUCAAGGCUCGCCACGAACAAACCUUGGCAUCCACAUAAUUUGCGCAAAAUUGGUCCUGACUCGAGUUGGUUGAUGCCAAUAGGCCGCCUUCCUCAUAUUGAAGCAGGAAUAAUGUGGACAGGUGUCUACAGACGCAUGCCUAUAAUGAUAUUUUCAGCCAAAUCUAUGAUAACACAGAGUGAUUCUGUUCGCUAUCUCGGCGAGGCAUUUUCCAUGACCUACAAAUUGAUCCGUACUGAUUGUAAACUAUUAAAACGAUUGCUUCAUUCUCAUGGCUUUCAAGAAUCUUCCUUUGUUUCAGCAGAGUACAAUAUUUUGUGGUCGGGCUGUCAUUUAAAGCCUUUUCAAUUGCGCUACCUUUCCUUUUUUCAUAAAGUCAACCACUUCCCUCGUUCCUAUGAAUUAACAAGGAAAGACAGAUUGGCCAAAAACAUACAAAAAAUGCAGCAACUAAAAGGAACCCGUCAUUUUGAUUUACUACCUCAUAGUUAUAUACUUCCAGCUGAGUUUCAAGAUUUCUGUUCAUAUUAUUCGAAAGACAAGGGUCCAUAUAUUGUAAAGCCCAUUGCCUCAUCUCGUGGAAGAGGAAUUUAUCUUUCUUCACACCCUGACCAGCUUCCACUUGACGAGCCAGCUAUCGUUUCAAAAUAUAUUUCUAAUCCUCUUCUCAUUGAUGGAUUUAAAUUUGAUCUUCGCUUAUAUGUCGCUGUCACUUCCUAUGAUCCUCUUUGUAUAUACGUGUAUGAGGAGGGUCUGGCAAGAUUUGCUACUGUCAGGUAUCAAAAUGGAGCAAAGUUUAUGAAUUAUCAGUGCAUGCAUCUUACAAAUUAUAGUGUCAACAAAAGGAAUCAGGAUUUUGUGCAAAAUGACAAUGCAGAUAUUGAAGAUUUCGGUAAUAAAUGGUCACUUGGCGCUUUAUUGAGAUAUCUUAGAGAUGAGCAUAAAGAUAUAACUGGUCUUAUGAUGAGGAUAGAAGAAAUUAUUAUUAAAGCAUUUAUAUCAGUCGAAAUGCCAAUCAAUGCUGCGUGCAAUCUGAUUCAAGGUCAUAAAACUAAUUGUUAUGAGCUCUAUGGUUUCGAUAUAAUCGUUGAUGACAAGCUACGACCUUGGCUUUUAGAAGUAAGUAUAGUUACUCUAGUCUAUGUAAUUUUACCUAUUUGA
Protopolystoma xenopodis is the source of this 1335-nucleotide messenger RNA. The record is from the annotation of a GenBank genome assembly. Lineage: Eukaryota; Metazoa; Platyhelminthes; Monogenea; Polystomatidea; Polystomatidae.